CUCCACAUGAAGAGGAGAAGAAGACUUCCUUGCGAUUCAUCUGUCGCCCUCCAUCUCAUUCGUGCACCAGUUUAAUCAAACCACAAAGCCCUAUACACUUUACUUACUUAGCACUACUCGUGUCCCGUUCAUGUGUGUACUAUCGUUUAUCUCCUAAAGAAGGACAGAUUCUACUCACAACAACAACUCCCUCGGGGAUCACUCACUCACUCCCCUAGCCCACACUGAUCUUCAACAACAACAACCACCAUGAUCACUGGGAGGGACAUGUACGACGUGCUUGCGGGGGUGGUGCCGCUCUACGUGGCGAUGAUCCUGGCCUACGGGUCAGUGCGGUGGUGGAAGAUCUUCACCCCGGACCAGUGCUCGGGGAUCAACCGGUUCGUGGCGGUGUUCGCCGUGCCGCUUCUCUCCUUCCACUUCAUCUCCACCAACAACAUAUAUGCCAUGAACUACCACUUCAUUGCUGCCGACUCCCUGCAGAAGGUGGUCAUUCUCUUCGCGCUCUUCCUCUGGCACGCCUUCACCAAGCACAGCAACCUCGAGUGGAUGAUCACCCUCUUCUCUCUCUCCACCCUGCCCAACACGCUGGUGAUGGGUAUUCCUCUUCUCAAGGCCAUGUAUGGCGACUUCUCGGGCUCUCUCAUGGUCCAGAUCGUGGUGAUGCAGAGCGUCAUUUGGUACACCCUCAUGCUCUUCAUGUUCGAGUACCGAGGCGCCAAGCUGCUCAUCAACGAGCAAUUCCCCGAGACCGCGGGGUCCAUCACCUCGUUCCGGGUCGAGUCCGACGUUGUCUCGCUCAAUGGUCGUGAGCCGCUGCAGGCCGACGCCGAGAUCGGUGAGGACGGGAAGCUCCACGUGGUUGUCCGCAGGUCCAACGCUUCCUCCAUGAUCUCAUCCUUCAAGUCUCAUGGCCUCAAUUCCAUCACGCCGCGUGCCUCCAAUCUGACGGGUGUCGAGAUCUACUCAGUGCAGUCAUCCCGAGAGCCGACUCCGAGGGCUUCGAGCUUCAACCAAACGGACUUCUACGCCAUGUUUGCGAGCAAAACGGCAAGCCCCAAGCACGGCAACAACACCAGCAGCUUUCAGGGAGGAUGUCCGGACGUUUACUCGUUGCAGUCGUCCAAGGUGGCGACACCGAGGACAUCCAACUUCGACGAGGAGAUGAUGAAGAUGAGCAGCAGCAAUAUCGUGAACGCCAAAAGACGCGGAGGGAGGAGCAUGAGUGGAGAGCUGUUCAACGGGGGUCUUGGUAACAACGUCUUCCCUUCGUAUCCGCCUCCAAACCCAAUGUUUUCAGGGUCGACGAGUGGCAAUACGAAGAAGACGAAGGACAGUGGAAACAACAAGGAGCUGCAUAUGUUCGUGUGGAGCUCGAGCGCGUCGCCAGUGUCCGAAGGUAACAUGAGGCACGCUGUGAAUAGAGCCACUUCCACUGAACUCGGGCUCGUCGAUGCCGCUAAGGCAUCUCUUCAACAUGCAGAAACCGCUCCUGCUAAUUCCAAAGCGGGAAUGCAGGAUUUGAUAGAGAACAUGAGUCCACCACCAGGAAAGAGAAUAAUGGAUAACAAUAAGGAAGUGGAACAGAAUCAGAUAGAGGAUGGAUCAGGUGCAUGCAAGUUCCCGGUAAAUGGGUCGCCAUACACCAACAGCUGCCAGAAGAACGUGGCCGAUGAGGAAGAAGGGAUUGGAGAGAAGAAGAAGCAACAGAUGCCGCCAGCAAGUGUAAUGACAAGGCUCAUCCUCAUCAUGGUUUGGAGGAAGCUCAUCCGCAACCCGAACACCUACUCUAGUCUUCUCGGUCUCGCUUGGUCCCUCAUCUCUUACAGGUGGAACAUUGAAAUGCCCUCGAUAGUAAAGGGAUCCAUCUCGAUAUUAUCCGAUGCUGGUCUUGGAAUGGCUAUGUUCAGUCUAGGUCUGUUCAUGGCAUUGCAACCGAAGAUCAUAGCAUGCGGUAAAUCAGUGGCCACAUUUUCAAUGGCGGUGCGGUUCUUGACCGGCCCUGCUGUGAUUGCAGCGACCUCCAUAGCCAUCGGUCUUCGCGGUGUCCUAUUGCACGUCGCCAUCGUCCAGGCUGCUCUUCCCCAAGGAAUUGUGCCAUUUGUGUUUGCAAAGGAGUAUAACGUUCAUCCGGACAUACUUAGCACUGCGGUCAUUUUCGGAAUGCUGAUAGCCUUGCCCAUAACAAUACUCUACUACGUACUUCUCGGGGUCUGACUCUCUGCGAGACGAGAUGACGCAGAGUGCCAACCCAAAGCUCUCGUUUCAACUCCGAUCCGAGUCAGGCCCGAGCUGGAUUGAUGAACAGCCGCAGUAUUUGAAAUGGGCAUUGCGUUGGAAUCAGUGCACAAAAGCAUAUGAUAACAUGUCGCAUGCAACGAAUGGGGUUAGGUUAUAAGGCCUUCUUUGUGGCUCGUUUGUUCAAUGUAAUCAAUUUGUUUAGGCUUGUUUUCUCAGCGACAAGUUAGGCGGAUAGAGAUAGGGGAGACUUAGAAGUUCGUGCUUGAUAGGGGUUGAAUCUAUAUGUAAUCUUUUAUUUUACUCUUUUUUAAUGAUUUUUGGUAGUGUGCACACUAAUAUCAAUGUAGCUCUUU
Syzygium oleosum is the source of this 2594-nucleotide messenger RNA. Its product is annotated as auxin efflux carrier component 2. Bases 250 to 2217 code for a protein of 655 amino acids. The record is from RefSeq and is a predicted model, not a curated record. The transcript is spliced from 6 exons. Gene Ontology annotation, molecular function: auxin efflux transmembrane transporter activity. Gene Ontology annotation, cellular component: plasma membrane; endoplasmic reticulum. Gene Ontology annotation, biological process: auxin export across the plasma membrane; auxin polar transport. NCBI's taxonomy places the organism in Eukaryota, Viridiplantae, Streptophyta, Magnoliopsida, Myrtales, Myrtaceae.